UGCGGCUCGAAAGCAUCUUUGCACCAGGACUUAGAUGCAAAAGAACAAGACGUGAGACCAAAGCAAGAAAACCACCUGCAUGCCAUGGCCAAGGGCAAGGCAGGCUGCCAGCUGCACCCAGCCGACACGGGCAUGCUCGACAAGUCCAAAGAGGGCUGGCUGCCCACUGGCGCCAUGCCAGCCGCCCACCGCCCCCCCCGGUGGGCACCCCCGCGCCAAGGCAGCCUCCCUCAGGCCCUCUCGGAAGAGCAAGAAGGCGUCGGGGCUGAGGAUCAAUGACUAUGACAACCAGUGUGACGUGGUGUACAUCAGCCAGCCCAUCACCGAGUGCCAUUUCGAGGCGCAGCGCCUGGUGUCGUCGCGCAGGACGGCCAGGAAGAGCACGCGGGGCUAUUUCUUCAACGGGGAGUGCUGCGAGCUCCCCACCGUGCGCACGCUGGUGAAGAGCUCCCGCGCCGAGGAGAGGGCGAGCAGCCCGGCACUGCGGACAGAGACCCUCGUAAGUGCGAAACCACCCCUGGUGCUCUCGGUGGAGGGGUCUGCAGGGGCAGGACGGGAGGGUGAGAAAAGGGUUUCCCUGAGGCUUCUGGCUAAAGUGGCACCAGCCGGCCGAGAAACAAAGGAGAGAGCUGAGCUGGGCUCCAUGCAGCUCCGGGAAACCCGAGCACUGCGAUCAAGGGAAGCUGCUGUGGCCAUGCCGUUCUUCUCCCUCUCUGCUCCACCCAGCCCCCAGAAAGAGGACAGCUUGGCCAGCUCGCCGCCACCUGGCUCCCCUCCUGCUGAAGGAGGGGAGUCACCUCCCCUCAGUGCCACAGUGGGAGGCACUGUCACCUGGGAGGCUGGCAGUAGCCUGGGCUGCUCUGGGGAUGGCAGCAGCAGCAGCCAGGCUGCUGAUGUUGCUGCCUUUUCAGUCUCAAAAGCACACGGUGAGGAGGGAGGUUGUCCAGGCUCUGACAUACAAACUAUUCCAGACCCCCCUGCCAGUCCAGAGCCAAAGUCCUCCUCACAGCCCUCUGCUGCUACAGACACAACACCUCUGCCCUGUGAUGGUGCCAGGGAUCCUGCCCAGCUUCCAGGCUCAGGGAAUGCUGAGCUCUGUGGGCAGUGUCUGGCAGAGCCCUCCACAUGCUCUCCAGGCUCACAGGCUCCUGAUGAGCCCCCUGCCACCAUGGAUGGGAAGAGCCCCCUGGAGCCCCCUGCCACCAUGGAUGAGAAGAGCCCCCUGGAGCCCCCUGCCACCAUGGAUGAGAAGAACCCCCUGGAGCCCCCUGCCACCAUGGAUGAGAAGAACCCCCUGGAGCCCCCUGCCACCAUGGAUGAGAAGAGCCCCCUGGAGCCCCCUGCCACUUUAGAGUGUGGGGAUGUGAACAAAAGCAUCAAUGCUAAACCAGAAGCCGAAUCAUCAGUCAUGGUGGGUGACAGCCCUCUUGAGCAAGAGGAUGCUGUGCUUGUCAGCACACCCCUCCCCAAAAUCUUGGAAGUAGAAACAAUGCAGAAUAACAGCACAGCAGGUGAAAAAGAGCCCACUGAAGGGGAAAUGCCACCCGACCCAAACAGCUCAGACUCUGUCUCUUCCAAAGACAGUCUAGACAAGAAGCGCAAGAAAGGCAGGAGGGCGCUAGUGGCAUCGGACCGGUGUCUCCGAAGCCAACGAUCCCCAUCACCUGCUGAGGGCAGUGCUGAGGACUCUGGUUCUUCCAGCUCUGGGCAGCUUACUUGCCUUCAGAUCAAACUCUCCAAGAGCCCUGGUGCUAAGCGGUUCAAGAGAGAAGUGCAGCUGGAUGAGGCAGCAUCCAUGCACUUCCCCAAUGACUGCUUCCCCAAUGUGCUGCUCAAAACCAGUGAAGAGCCCGGCACUGGCCAGGCUCCAGAGAGCAUCACUGAGCAGCAGCCAGGCAAGGAGAAUGGUGUCACUACCAGACAAACCUAUAAAAGCAUCUUAGCAAAAGAGACUGCUGCAGAGGGAGAAAAUUCCUCUAAAGAUGACUCCUCUCCUAACAGCAGGCAAAGUCAACAGGGUGAGAUGCUGGAAAUCAGCAUCCAGGCUGAUUCUGAGAAGAAAAACAUUACCCUCCCUCCAGAGAAUACUGUUCCUGCGAAUGAUGCUGAGCAAGUAGAUGUGAAACCAGUCAAUGCCAGUGCAAAGGACAAGGAGAGCUCUGACAGUGUCAGGGAUCUGGGCAAGCCAGUGAACUAUGAGCUGGUGACCAAUUUGCCUCCAUGUCCCAGCAGCAGAGGUGGAAGCAAGCAUCUUCCAGCAAAAACUGCAAAGCACAAAAAUGUUGCUCUGCAGUUUUAUAACUUAAGACAUGCACCCACACCUGUAGACAGUGCAAAAAAGAACACACCAGGGAAGGAGUCUAUGCAAGCAAUCCCCAAACUGAGGGAUGAGCACAGUUCAGGGAAUGAUGACUGCCCAGCACUGGAGGACAUAGACAUGGCUGACAGCAAACCAAAGUUCAUGGAGUGGUGUGCUGAAGAGGAAAACCAGGAGCUCAUUGCUGAGUUCAACACUCAGUACAUGAAAAUCCAGAAGGGCUGGAUUCAGCUGGAGAAGGAAGUCCAGCCAACCCCCAAGGUAAAGAACAAAGCCGACAAACUGAAAGAGAUUUGGAAAAGCAAGAAAAGAACACGGAAAAGCAGAGGCUCACUGGAAGUGCAGAAGCUUUCUCCUGUGCAGAUGCUGUUUAUGAAGGCCUUUAAGCUGUCUGACAUAUGCCAGUGGUUUCUGGAGACAACUGAGACCAGGUCUCUAGUGAUUGUGAAAAAACUCAACACCCGUCUACCGGGGGAGAUUCCCCCCAUGAAAGUCCCCAUGCAGAAAUAUUCUUCCUCUAGUCUUUACCCCAGCUCACUACAAGCUGAACGUUUGAAGAAACAUCUCAAGAAGUUCGCCGCCACUACCCCGGCUCGGAAUAACCUCAAGAACCAAAAGCUUUGGGCCAAAAUUCGUGAGAAUGCGGAUAAAGCAGAGGUUGAAGAAGCCACCACUCCCAGCCAGACAUCUCCCACUGAUGCCAGCACCAAGGAGCUGAGUGAGGACAAAACCAUCCCGCCUGCCCUCAGCUUGCCCACGCAGGCCAGCACCAGGAUCCUGCGCAAGUACUCCAAUCUUCGGGGCAAGCUGCGAGCCCAGCAGCGCGUGGUGAAGGCAGAGAAGCGGAGCGAGGGCCCAGGGGACCAGCUGUCCCUGGAGAGCAAGCAGAGCCGGAAAAGUGUGUGCAUCAACCCCCUGAUGUCUCCAAAGCUGGCCUUGCAGAUCAAAGCAGCUGCCUUUCCUGCUAAAUCUCCCUCAGUGGAUGGAACGGGGAAGGGGCGAAAGGGGAAGAGCAGGUCCCAAGAGGAUCCCUUGCCCAAAGUCGACCUCCAGCUCAGCAAGAAGAAGAAGAUGCUGAAGGAGAGCGGGAGCACCCAGGAACGAUCCAGCUCUUCCACCAAGGACAAGCUGCCUGCCAAGAAGGCCAGUAAAAUAAAGCAUUCAGAGGGCAAUGUGAAAUCUCCCACCACCCGAAAGCAGACUGCCAUGGAGAGGAGCAAUAAGCUGGCCAGAAAAAUUUCUUUGAAAGAGAAGAGAGUCCCGAAAAAGCAGCUGGAGAAGCGGCUCCCCAUGCGGAAGGGCAAGGAGAACACGAGCAGACGGGCUGCGCUCCCUCCCAGUCAUGAGGAGUUGUCCAAGGCCCCAAAACAGAAGCCCCUGGGGGAGUCCUCUACACGGUCACAGAAGAUGGCCAACAAGAAGCACAGCAGUGGGAAGACCUUGACAAGGUCCAUGAAGAAGAUGCAGGAGAGCAGUGUGUCUCAGGGCAAGAGGAAGCUAAGGGCAAAAGUGGACUGUUCGCACAGCAAACGCUCGCGACUCGACCCGAAAUAGCAAAGAAAUGGUAGCCAUGUACAAAACUGAUGUAUAGUAGUAACCCUUUACCAUGCAUUAACUAAAGCUGCUUUUAUAAGCUGUAGCAAGCCUUUAAAAAUCCGCAGUUAAAGGAUAAAUACCCAUGAUUUUAGGCAUCAGCAGAUGUGUCUUGGACAGAGAAGAGGUUGGUCUGUCUGGCUCUGCUGUUCAGAAGGAAGUUUCUGUAGUUUGAACGUUCCUUGGGUUCUUUUAAACUUAGAACCAGGCAGUUUUUGUUAAAAGUACAGUGCCUUAUUUAUCACUUUAAAAAUAAAAAUAAGAAGCUCGUCUGUGUGAUUUGGAGGCUUGCGUUUUAUACUUGAGGCACAAGCACUUGUACUGUAGCAGAAAGAAAACCACCUUCGCGCACAUGAAGUAGCUUUUGUCAGCCUUUGGGUGCACACAAACAUUUCCCUUUCUUUCAGAGUCCUCCUUCUGUCUGUCUUCUUAGUGGCAUUUAAAGCAAAACCAAAACCAUUUCGCAUCACUAAGGGAGAGAAAGGCGAGUCUGUCCGUUGUCGGUUCGCUGGUAGCAGUUGCUGGUGUCCCAGCCUGUCACCUGCAUGAGAAUGUGAAGUAGCUGCUGGAGUUGUACUGCUGAUGGCUGCCUGCUCCUCGCUGCACACCCGUGGGUGGGGAGGGCCCGCUCAGGCUGGGGAGAUGCCCUGGGGGUGCCAGGUACCAGGCUGCCACACCCGCUGCUGCCGGCUGGGCAGGCUGGGCUGUAUCUGUCUUUUUUCUUGCUGGCUUCAGGGAUGAACCAUUCUUGCCAUGCUCUGCUUUUGGACAGACUUCCUUUUCCUAAUUCCCUGUCCUUGUGGUGAUUUCUGUGGUCUCUGUUGGCAAAGCUUUUCUGUAGUGCUUCACUGAAGGUUGAAUCUCUCCCUUUUUAAGGGCUUGAGUUCCUGAUGUUGGUGCUCUGCAGGAAGGGAACUAUGGCCCUCACCUUGUGCUUUUGUGCAUGCCUUGCCUAGUGCUCUCUGAAGCCAGGAUUUGCAGUUGAAAUAAGGCUGGGAUAAGGGACUGGCUUAUGUUAAUUUUUUACCAUAAUUUGCAUUUCACCCUUUUACCAGCAAGGUGCAGGAGGUUUGUCCUUGCUUGUGUCACAGAACAGGGUCAUAGUGUCUGUCUUUUCUUAGAAAAACCUGUUAGAAGUGCAUAGAGUGUGUGGCUGUGCUGGUUCUGCUGGGCAGAGAUGACCAGCAGCUAGGGAGGGCUGUGGUCUGUGCUAGGGAAAGGUCCCUGCUCAACCAUUGCAUCCCCAAGGCUUCACUUUCACAUUGCUGCAGAGUCCAUUUGCAGGAAUUCCAAUGCCAGUCUCCUUCCAGACAUAAAGCAGCAGUGCCUGUCAGGGCACUGUGUGGACCCUGAGGCUGCCAGACCUUUAACAGCUGCCUUGCUGGUCCUUGCUCAGCUGCUUGUCCCUGAUGAGAGCAAGGCUCUGGUGCAGCCCAUGAAUUCAAGAGAUGCUGGCCCCUGGAGUAGAGGCUGAAAAGGGAUUGCCUGCAAAGGGAAUUGCUUUUCAUGGUUGGCAUUGAACCCCAGAUCUCAAAGCCUGGGGGCGGGAGGUGAAAGACAGAUAAUUGUGUUAAAAUCUUUCAUUGUACCCCUUUAGUACAGAGGAUGAAACCAGGUGUUUGAUUUGCACUCCCUUCACAGAGCACCUCUGGCUCUCUUGGAGGUACUCCCUUUCCCAAGCAUUGACACUCACAAUGCUGCGGCACAUUUUUCUCUUUACUGUGAAAUGGCUGAUUUAAAAAAAAAAAUCCUCUGCCUUUCCUUUGAAUUGUGCUAGAGUAAGUUAACUCUCUGAACAGGUAGGAAGUGAUUAAAUCUAGCCUGUCAGUCCCUGUACAGAUUAAUAUGAAGCUAUCUAUUACUUUAAUUUUUACUGCAUGCAUUAAAUAUGUCAAACAUUCCAUCAGAAAAGAUUUUAAAGCGUUUCAAAAGAGGUGUAAGGCAGGAGGGCACUGAUGGCAGUUAAGUGACUGAUCUGUACCUCUUUUGCAGGGUGUCUUUCCCUCUUGCUUCUCCAUCCUUACUUUUGGUCCUUCUCCAGCCUCUGGCUGGGGCCCAGCCACAUGGGCCCAGAUUUCCUCUUCUUGCUCUGGGCCAGGUGUACAUGUGAGCACACCUCUUACCUUUGCUGCUCACGCCAUUCCCCUGUAGCAAAUCCCCUCUUCCCGUCCUUCACCAUCAGUCCUGAAGCGCCUGCACCGGUCACCGUGCACCUCCUUGAGGCUUUCCCUCUCUCUUCUCUCAUUUUUUAGCUGCUGGUAAAUGGUAAAUGCAGGCUGCCCUGCUCCCUGUCUUCUGUGCUUCUGGGAGCAGGAGUCCCAUUAGGAUAGAACCCUAUACAUAGCAAGUGGAAAGAGUCUUUCUAGAUGGGAUGCUGCUGCUCCAGUGUCCUGGAUUUCUUCCUGCACCCUGGGGCUUCACCAGCACCGACUGGCCGAAGCAUGGCAAGGUUGGGGGACAGCAGGUGUCAUUGGUGCUGGAGUGGAGCAGCUUCUGGGCAUCUGUCCCAGCUCAGUGUGCACGGCUUGGCUCAGGCAGGGUGGGAUCAGAGCACUGAGCUUCCCGGCAGUGUCCCUGACAGGCAGGGGUGACGUGUGCUCUGAGGCACAGCCCCUGCUUCAGAGCAGUCUGUUACCAAUAAAUGUGGCUCUUACAUCAAGCACGGGAUGCACAGGGAGCUGCAGAUGAGCUUAAUGAAUGGAAAAAAAUAAGCAACAUGAUUGAGUACCUUAUUCCACAUGGACAUGGAGUGUGUUUCCAUGUGCUACAGGCGCAGAGCUGCCCACUGGCACUACCACAGUGCCAUCCUCAGAUCCACAGCCUCAUUGCGCUCCUCUUCCCCUGGGCUACCCCACAGCUCCCUGCUCUGCUUCUUCAGCUCUGGAUUUCAAGAGAUACAACGCACAAAGCAGAUCUCUUUCUGUUACUUUGGCUUUUCUUGCUGGCUACUUUCUCAUCCUAUUGAAAUUAGUCUCCAUCAUGCACCCUGGUCCAUGAACGAGGAGCAGCAUCCUCUUAGCUCUGCACCUCCACAGAUGUCCUCACUGUCCCUCUGCUGCCACCCCCCUCCCUCUCAUUUGCAUGGUUACCUUAUUCUCUCUCUUGUCAUCAGCAGCUCUGGGUCUUCACACUUCACAUGUUCAGAAUCCGUCCAUUUUAAUAAAAAACCACUGAGAGGAGCUGUGUUUGCCAAGCUCAGAGUAGAAACUUAUGUUGGUGCUGUAGCAAGAGCAGUUUGAGCCCGGGAUGGCUCCUCCUACCUGUAGCUGUUAGGAUCUUGUUAAGCAAGGCCAGCCCUGGAAUGGCUUUCCCUGCUGACAGGGUGUGUGAUAUGUACCCAAGGUGUGCACAUAUUUAUAUUCAUCACUUACUCAUCCCUGGCAAGGUCCUGUUUGCCGGUGUUCUCUCUGUGCAGUGGGGUUUCUGUAGUCACCUGCCAGCAAGUCAGGGAGACAGAUCUGCAGCAAAACUUCUCUGAAGAGCUGAACCAGUCAGCGCUGGUGCUUCUGACAGACUUUCUGCUGCAUUGCUGAUCAAGGUCCAUGAGCUGUGAGAGCAGGAUGAAACUGUUCCUGCUGCUCUCUGCACCCUGUCUCUUCAGUGCUGGGGGUGCCAUGCAGGGCU
This is a messenger RNA of Melospiza georgiana, 7534 nucleotides long. RefSeq names its product MAP7 domain-containing protein 2-like. The transcript has a single exon. The record is from RefSeq and is a predicted model, not a curated record. Lineage: Eukaryota; Metazoa; Chordata; Aves; Passeriformes; Passerellidae. Bases 80 to 3871 code for a protein of 1263 amino acids.